Molecule: messenger RNA, 1749 nt
Organism: Catharus ustulatus (Swainson's thrush)
Lineage: Eukaryota; Metazoa; Chordata; Aves; Passeriformes; Turdidae
Product: SH3 domain-binding protein 5-like
Exons: 7
Coding region: 1-1695 (564 amino acids)
Biological process (GO): negative regulation of protein tyrosine kinase activity; intracellular signal transduction
Cellular component (GO): cytoplasm
Molecular function (GO): protein kinase inhibitor activity
Source: RefSeq, a predicted model, not a curated record
AUGGGGGAUUGGGAAAAUUCUGGAAACCCCCCCAAGGAACAGGAGGAGGAGGAGGAGGAGGAGGAAGAGCUGGACCCCCGGAUCCAGGAGGAGCUCGAGCACCUGAACGAGGCCAACGCUGAAAUCAACAGAGGGGAGCUGGAGCUGGAUGCCGCCCGGUGCCGCUAUCGCCGCAUCCUCUCGGAUUCCGCGCGGAAAUUGAACUCGCAGGGCUCGCAGCUGGGGACCUGCAUCGACAGAGCCCGGCCCUACUACGAGGCCAGGAGGAGAGCCAAGGAGGCGCAGCAGGAGACGCAGCGGGCGGCGCUGCGCUACGAGCGGGCGGUGGGGAUGCACAACGCGGCGCGGGAGAUGGUGUUCGUGGCAGAGCAGGGCAUGGGCACCGGCAAGAACCGCCUGGACCCCACCUGGCAGGAGAUGCUCAACCACGCCACCAGGAAGGUGAACGAGGCGGAGCAGGAGCGGCUCUGGAGCGAGAGGGAGCACCAGAGGGUGACCAGGCUGUGCCAGGAGGCCGAGGCCGAGGUGCAGCGGCUGCAGAAAUCCCUGCGGCGCGACAUCGCCCGCAGCCGGCCCUACUUCGAGCUCAAGGCCCAGUUCAACCAGAGGCUGGAGGAGCACAAAUCCCGCGUGAAUUCCUUGGAAUCCUCCGUGGCCCAGGCCAAGCUCCGUUAUUCCGUCGCCCUUCGGAACCUGGAGCAGAUCAGCGAAGAGAUUCACGCCCGAAGAUUCCAGAGAAUUCUCCGGAAAAAACAACGGGAAAAUCCUCUGGGGGCUGAGGGGGGUGCUCAGAACCUCGAAAUUCCGGGAGAAAUGGGAAAAAUUCCGGGAGAAAACGGAAAAAUUCCAGGAGAAUACGCGAAAAUUCCCGAUGAGAUCAGCGGGAAAAUUCCGGCAGAAAUCGGAAAAAAUUCUGGAAUUCCUGGGGAAAUGGAAAUUCCUGGAGAAAUGGGAAUUCAGGGAGAAAUUCCUGGCAAAAUUCCUGGAGAAAUGGGAAUUCCUGGAGAAAUUCCUGGUAAAAUUCGUGGGGAAAACUGUGGAAUUUCUGCUGAUGUCAGCAGAAUUUCUGGUAAAAUUCCUGGUGAAAUCCGUGGAAUUCCUGGGCAAAUCCAUGGAAUUUCUGCUGAAAUCAGCAGAAUUCCUGGCAAAAUUCCUGGUGAAAUUCCUGGAAUUCCUGAAAUUCAUGAUGAAAUCCGUGCAAUUCCCGGCGAGAUCCGCCAAAAUCCCGACGAAAUCGACGGAAUUCCCGGCGAAAUCCGCGGAAUUUCUGCUGAUGUCAGCAGAAUUCCUGGCAAAAUUCUUGGUGAAAUCCAUGGAAUUCCCAGUGAAAUUCGUGGUGAAAUCCAUGGAAUUCCUGACAAAAUCCGUGGAAUUCCCGGAAUCAACGACGCCAUCGCCAAAAAUCUCGGAAUUUCCGACCAAAUCCGCGGAAUUUCCGACGCCGCUGUUCCCGGAUUUUCCGGCGACGAUUCCGCCGUUCCGUCGGGAAUUUCCGAUUCCGGGGAUUCUCUGUCGGUUCUGAGCCUCCAAACCAUCGCCUCGGAUCUGCAGAAAUUCGAUUCCGUGGAACAUUUGGCGGCGAUUCCGGGGAUUUCGGGAAUCGCCGACGCGUUGAGUCUGCACAGCGAGGAGUUGGGAGAGGAGAGGGAAAAACGGGGCCGGAGUUUUCGGCAUCACCGGAGCGUCAGCCUCUGAUUUUUGAAAUUUUUUGGGGGAUUUUUUUGGAUUUUUUGGGAUUUUUUUGGGGAU